ACGGCGACAGUGGCAGCGGCCGCGGCGUGGCCCGUUUUCCAUGGCGCGUUCCCCUUGCCCGGGCUCGACAAGAGCGCGCUGGGCGGCCCCUUCGUGUACGAGAGGCCGCUGCACGCCAUGGACAACGCGUCGACGGGCGGCAACUUCGCCUUCUCGCCGUACGGCGCGGCGUCGGUGCUGGUGGUGCUGUACGAGGGCGCGCGCGGGGCGUCGGCGCGCCAGAUCCACGAGGCCCUCGGCCUGCCCUGGGACCGCGACGUCACGCGCGUCGGCUUCCGCGACAUCCACCGCCACCUGCGGAGCUACUUCACGUACGCCGGCUACUUGAGCGGUAUGACGCUGAGCAAAAACCAGACGGCGCUGCGCCCCGAAUUUGAGAGGCUGCUGCGCUUCUAUGGGUACGACCUGGACGAAGUGAUGGGCCCCGCGACCUCCGAGCCCACCGCCACAACCACCACCACAGAAGGAGCAGAAACAACCACGGAAACCUCCGCAAACGCCACUGCAGACACCACAGUAGGCACCACGGAAAAUACUAAUGCAGAAACCACGACAGAUGUCAAAGUAGAGACCACGACAGAAACCAAAACAGGUAUCACGGUGGUCACCAAUGCAGAGACCGCGACAGAAAGCAAAGCAGAGACCACGACAGAAACCAAGACGGACACGACGGCCAACAAUAUAGCCGCUACUACAGGCAGCAAUACAGAUGCUACAACAGAAGCCAAGACAGUGACAACGACAGAGGCUAAGGCAGAAACCACAAUGGUUAUGACUGAAGCCAACACGCUCGCUGCGACUACGCCGGGUGUCUCUCCUGACGGCGCAGCAAAUGAGAACGAGGGUACGUCCUCAGCUUCUGAAGGCUCUCCAAAUUCCCCAGACCUUACUUCCAACGCUCCCCCCAGCGAUGCCGCAACUACAGAGGCAUCAUCAACAUCAUCAUCAGAGGAAAGUACAUCCGAAUUAGAAACGUCCUCUGGGGUUCCAUUUGCUUCCCAAUCAAGUUCCCCAUCUAGCGCUCUGGCGGAAACAACAGAAUCAGCAUCAGAGAAAAAUACAUCGGAAUUAGAAGAGUCUUCUGACACCACAACACCUGCUUCCGGAUCAAGUUCCCCAUCUAGUGCUCUGACGGAAACUACGAAUCCUGGCUCAACCAAUCCUACAGACACUUCUCCCCCGUCCAGUGGAGAAACGACCCAACAGUCAACUGAACCAGCUGCCUCUUCGAAUUCUAUAUCGGAUGCCUCUCCUGACAGUACAACAAACACGAACGAGGCUACGUCCCCCGCUUCUGAAGGCUCUCCAAAUUCUCCAGACCUUACUUCCAACGCGCCUUCCAGCGAUGCCGCUACUACAGAGGCGUCGUCAUCAGAGGAAAAUACAUCGGGAGCAGUAGCGUCCUCUGGUGUUACAUCUGCUUCCGGAUCAAGUUCCCCAUCUAGCGCCCUGGAGGAAACUACGGAAACUAGCUCCACCAAUCCUUCGGACUCAUCUCCCUUGCCCAGCGCAGAAGCGAUCCAAGAGUCAACUGUACCAAAGGCCUCCACGGUCUCUCCUACUACUCCAAGCGAUCCAAGUUCUUCGGACAACACGGAUGCGCCGACUCAGCCCACGGAAGCGACCACCACCCCCUCGAGAAGAGCCAUGAGCAACGUGGAGGGGGAGGAGCUGGCAGAACGCGCGAUGGCGAUGGAGAGAGAGGAUCCGUCGCUAGAGAAAACAACUGAAGCAGGAGAGGCGUCUGCGGCGGCAACGACGGCGAUCAGUCAGGAAGCGGUGGCGGCGGCGGCGGCGGACGCUCCAGAGGCACUAGCGGAAAUGGCCGCCGCGAGUGAGGUAGUGUCAUUGCAGAACGAGGCGGCCGGACACGGGGUGAUGAUGGCACUGAUGGAUAUGAUGAGAGAGAUGAUGCCCGACGCGCCAGUGACAGAGAGCGCGUCGGCAGAUGCGGCGAUCCAGACAAGUCCUUCGGAAGGGCUCCCCGCGGGGGCGGAGGCGCUGUCCGUUGCAGCAGGCACGACGGCGGGGGCUGUGGCGUACGCGGCUGAAGGACCCGCAGCGGCGGUGACGGUGACGACGGCGAUGGCCCAGCCCGUGGGCGAUGCGGCGGUCGCCGCGGCGUCCGAGGCGGUGGCGGCCGUGGCGGAGCCCGAAGGUCCCGUCGCCUCCCCGCGGGUGGGCGCGAAAGCGCUCGUGACGCAAGAGGCAGCGUCGACGCCA
This is a messenger RNA of Gryllus bimaculatus (two-spotted cricket), 2223 nucleotides long. NCBI's taxonomy places the organism in Eukaryota, Metazoa, Arthropoda, Insecta, Orthoptera, Gryllidae. The record is from the annotation of a GenBank genome assembly.